This is a messenger RNA of Symbiodinium sp. CCMP2456, 1752 nucleotides long. NCBI's taxonomy places the organism in Eukaryota, Dinophyceae, Suessiales, Symbiodiniaceae. The record is from the annotation of a GenBank genome assembly.
AUGCAAACAGAUGCCGUGCCCCUGUUGAAGGAUUAUGCAACGUAUGAGACCACCUUGCCAGUGCGCGAACUUCGACAGGGCAAACCUCUUGCGUUGUACCAGCUGCCUUUUUACGUCGCAGCUGUUGAUUUGGACGCUUUUGCCAAGCAGAUGAGCUGUGAGUUGGCGCAGCGUUCGACGGUAGAUUACAUCGCUGCCUCCUCCCAUUCAGGCAAGUCGGCCUCCGUGUUGGUGGGCUUUCUUAGAUCCAGAGAAGGCAUUCUUGGUGACAAAGCAUUGGAAUUCACCCAUUACUUGUAUAUGCCCUUUUCAAACAAUGCUGGAAACUUCCAUAGCAAUUAUGUGGAUGAUGAGGAGCUGUUGGUGAGUGCAUGUGGCAAAAGCCCGAAGAAACGAGAAGCCUUGGGCGCGUGCUACAUGCGGGAUUGCUUGAGGGCACAAGUUUCUGAAGGGGAAUACAUUGAUGUUUGGAAUCCACCAGACACCAUUCCAAUCUUCAAGGCAACAGCGAAAGUUCUGCAAGAGGAUGUCUCCACCUUCAUGCAGCGCAGUCCGAAAGGUGUGCUUUUGGUGCAUGUGGAUGAGCACAGGUCUAUGUGUCCAGAUCCAGAUUUUCGCCGAGGUGCAUUGAGAGUGCUUGCAGAGCUCCCCAGGGUCCAGGUCUUGGCGACCUACACUGACAUCCCACCAUUGCCAGGUCAAAAGUCUUCAGAAACCUGCCGGAGACCAAUCGCAUGUUUGCUGCCCGAUGUCAAAACAAUCAUGGAUGAGCGCUUGCAGAUGUGUUUUCUGGAUUUGAUGGAUGAGGCAGUUCUGCUUCGUGUUGCGACUUUACGAGUGACCAUUGGGCUUGCUCUCCAGAAACUCUUGCUUGCCGGCUUGCACUUUAAUGACAGUGAGGUUGACGAGCUGUUGAACAAGCUCAACGAGAUUUUGGCGAAUGAGGGUGAAGCCGUCAAGAGGCUUGAGAAUUGCAUCGAAGAAUGCAAUCAAAAGUGGAUGAUUGACGCAGCAGAGGAAUCGGAGCACUUGAUAGAUUUGCUUUGCGGCAUCAAGGAACAGUCGAAGAAAGUACGAGAGCAGCGCUUUCCGCAGGUGGUUGCAUUGCAAGGAAUACUGACUGCUCCACUAGAGGUGCUUAUGCGUGAUAGUGACCCGAAUGACCCUGCCAACAAGUUGCAUCGUCGUUGUCAAAGUCGUUUCAAAAGUGUGCUGAGGGUGAACCCCAAGGCAGCAGUGACUGCAGGGAAGGUUUUGGAACACGCUUACUUAUGGGUGCUUGCCUGCAAGUCCUACAAGCUCGAGGAAGUCACGUUUGGCGAGGAGGUGGUCGAUUUCCAAUGCAAAAGCGUCAAGCCAGGCUAUAUUUUUGGCAACAGCAACAGUCUAGACUCUGCCAAAGUUGCAGGGAUGAAGCAAGCUACGCUUUAUUAUGCAGAAGGCAACCACCCAUGCGCGGACAUUUUCUUCAAGGAUGACACAGGUGCCCUGUAUUUGGUUGAUGUCGGGGGCACUAGCGACAUGAUGAAGGCACGGAAAAAAGUUCAGAAGAUGAAUGACAUCGUUUGCCACGAGCGUCUACGUGAUGACCUGGGAGAAUUGAUGGGUGUGGUGUUGCUGCCAAACAUCAUGAACAUCUCCUUGGAAGAAGCUGAACAAACCAUCUCCGAGACAAUCAUGGUCACGGGCGCAGAAGCCCGGAAUUUGCUUGGCGGGCUUGUCCAACUGCUUGCCUGGCUGUCCCCUGUUUGA